AUGGCACCCUUACCAGUCCUCGACAACGAAUCUUUGGGAAGACAAUUCGACAGCACCGCCAUUGGGAACAAUCUCCAGCAUGCCACCGCUCUCAUAUCUUCUUCAAUGCGCUUUGGCAUCUUGAUUCUCGCUGGCCUCACAACCACUGCUGCGGCUGUAUACUAUCUGCAUCGAUUGCGAAACGGCCCUGGAAGCCUGGUCUGUCCAGCAACUCCGUUGAUGGUGUACGACUCCACGAUAUCCAUUGACUUCGAAGAGACCGCGGACGACGAUGACUGCACGUUCGGAUCAGAUGGAAGGAGAUCCUUCGAGACCAUCAUAUCGAUGACGACUCCCACGAAACUCACCUUCGACAUAGGCGGUAUCAUGCCGUUCCUAUCACGACGUGCUGGCGGCAUCCUCGAUCGAAGAGGCCAGGCCACGCUCAAGUGCGACACAACCGCCUAUUACGAGACAGAUGUCCUUCUGAUGGCAACGAGGCAAGCACACUCGCCCAUCGACAGGAAAGCGUGCCGCGCGCAAGUGGACUUUGUCGAGGAUGUCGGGAGUCCAUUGACACCGUUCUGGGCUCGACAGGCUGCUGCGCUGAGUCCACGCGGUCGCUCCAUGUUCGGGUUUGGCGCUGAGAAGAAUGCACUGAGGAGUCCGACGUGGUCACGGAGAGCCGUGGUACGGUUGACGCCCAAGUCCUCGUGGGAUGGGAGACCCUGUCAGACGCCGUGA
Messenger RNA from Saxophila tyrrhenica, 723 nucleotides. RefSeq lists its product as uncharacterized. The transcript has a single exon. The coding region runs from base 1 to 723 and encodes 240 amino acids. NCBI's taxonomy places the organism in Eukaryota, Fungi, Ascomycota, Dothideomycetes, Mycosphaerellales, Extremaceae. The record is from RefSeq and is a predicted model, not a curated record.